UCAGGCAAAGAGCGAUCUAUCGCUGGAACGGUCAAGAGGAGGCACCAGGGCGCAGAAUAGUUACCACACUUCAGGGUCGGUCGGUCAGGCGCUGGGUGGGUGGACUGUUUGGGGUGGCCACGAAGCGGGAUCUGGUAUCGAGCAGCUGGGCAGAGGGAAAGAGGAAAGAAGCGCACAGAGAAAGUUAGGAGAGCUCUACUCUAAUGGACGGCCAGGUCUUGGUCCCCUCUUCGGAGGCGAGUUUGAAUGGCGCUCCUGCGGCAGCAACGGAUCCCGGGGUUGGGUUCAAGGAUAGCAAUCCAAGUGGGCCAUUGCCGCCAUCUGAACUGGUUUCCUCUGUAUACAACUCCCUGCCUUCGGGACAGCCGCCGCCGCCUCCGCAACAUCCGCAGCAGCAAUCUUUGGGUACUUUGGAGUUUGGCAGCGGCAGUGGAAACAGUAACACGGGUGUGGGUGCCUCCCAAGCUUCACCGGUUCCUGUAAUUCCUCCGCCUGUUGCUGGAUCAGGGUUAGGGUCGACUGGUGCUGGGACGGUUGGGAUCGACUUGACUGCACGCAUGAGCGCAGCGUCUGAAAUCCAUCACCAAGGCGUCGGUAGCGGUGUCGGCGGCGUCGGCGGCGGCAUUGGGGUUUUCGCGGCUGAGAGAAUGGGUACGAACGCUACGGCUCUCUCUUCAAUCUCUCCUUCUCAGGGACUUCCUCCUCCCCCUCCUCUUUCGGCGGGAAUCACGCCACCUAAGAUGGUGAUUCCCCCCAUGGAGGGAGACGAUCAUCAUCGCAGCAUCCAUGAUUCCGCGUCUGCUCCCGGCAUGCAGAGCUAUGGCGGUCCCGGCGCUGUCGUUGCGCCGGCAGGCGAUGCACAGAACGUUAUGGCAGGUUUUCAAGAACCCCACCACGAUCAGAAGAUGUCCAGUAUAGUGGAGACGAAGCCGGAAGCUGAGGUCAAGCCACGAAUGAACGAUGGCGAAGCAAACGGUGAAAGUGAUGAGAGGAAAGAACCCAAGGUGGGAGCGGAGACUGGCCCCCUGAAGUCAGAGUUUACUCUAGAGGCGGCUGACGAGGCCUCGCGUCAACAGCAGGAUCUUCUACAGAAGCAGAUGCAACCGCAGCCGCCACAGAAGCUUGGAGAGGUGGUUGGGAACGGUCAUUUGCAGCAGCAGCAACAGCAGGGACAGCAUCAGCAUCAGCAGCAUCAGCAGCAUCAGCAGCAUCAGCAUCAGCAGCAUCAACAGCAGCAGCAGCAGCAGCAGCAGCAACCACAGACACAACAGCCGCCUCAGGAGGAAAAGCCUGAGGUCAUCUUGCCGCCUGAAUGGGAGACAGUGCAAAUCCCCGCGCAUUGGUACGCGAAACCGUGCGUGCGAAUAUCAGGAAUGGGAGGCGACGUGUACGACGAGGAUUUAAGACCUAUGCUGGAGUCGUGUUAUCGCGUUUCGAGCUUCGUGUACGAGAGCGAGAGGAGGGAGGCAGCACUGGUAAGAAUUGACCCCGGGAGCCCCUAUGGAGGGGGUGGGGUGACGGCGGAGGAGAUCGCGGAGAAGCUGCGGGACAUCUUCGAUAAUGUAAAGAUCAAGGAUAAGUUGUAUGUGGAGCCCUUCCGUCCAGAUUCGUUCCUUUUCAUCGGAAACUUAAGGAUGGAUAUCGACGACGCGGAGUUGUACAACAUGUUUGCGCCUCACGGUUCCGUCGAGCGGGCCUUUGUCGUGCAUAACUCAGAGGGAAGGCGGAAAGGAUAUGGUUUCGUUGAAUACAGCCUAAAGCCACAGGCCAGUCAAGCGAAGAUCGCAAUGGGGAAUAUCAACAUGGACGGCCGUGUUCUGCGAGUUGAGUGGUCGGAUUGUCGCUCGGUGGCUGAGAUGUUCUCUGCAGUGCUCUUCGUCGACAGGCUACCGAGGGAAUUCAACGAUGUGGGGCCGGCCCUUCAAAAGCUGUUCGAGAACUACGGCAAAGUACUGAUGUGCAACAUGGUCCUGGGAGAGCAUAAUGUUCCGCGUGGAUUUGCCUUCAUCGAGUUUUCUCAUUCGACGAUGGCCGACAGAGCUCGGAUUGCAUUGGACGGUCACGAUUUCAUGGGCUCCAAGAUUCGAGUUAGCUUCGGCAAUCCCUCCAAGAAAGGACAGCGCGGGUUACCCACGACGUAUCUGCAAGGGGAGGCCUGCGAUUUUAAGCCAUCACAUUUUUAUAAGCAGCGCAUGGGAACAUCAGGAUCUCAUUACGGACGUAAUCGUCAAGGAGCCGGUUCUGGUGGGGAGGGCGGUGGCCGCGGUGGCUCUGGCGGCGGGCGAGGCUCAUACAUGGGCGGUGGUGGGGGUGGUGGCGGGUCAGGAGGCGGAUCUAUGAGAGGACCAAGCAUGCAGCAGAUGCUUGGGCCAAGGAUGAUGGGCCCUCGGCCGGCAAUGGGAAUCGGAAUGAACAUGGGAAGAGGUGGACCUGUUGCCAUGGGAGCGCCGGGAAUGAUGGGGCGAGGUAUGGGGGGGAUGAUGAUGGGCCAGCAGAUGAUGAUGGCUCGAGGAACCACGGGGCCUGGCAUGAUAGGUCCAGGGCCUGGUGCACGGCCAAUGAAUCCUGGAAUGAUGGGUGCACGUGGGCCCGCAGGUGCUGUCAUGAUGGGACAUACGGGACCCAUACAAGCAGGAGCGGUGACACCGGCGGCGCGCACGGGGUUCCCGCAACAGCAAGGAGCUGCAGGUGCUGUUCAGGUGGGUAGCACAGAUCCCCAGUCAGGGGCAGCACUGACGGUACCUGGGCAAACUGUACAAGCUCAGGGUCAAGCCACAGUGCAAAAUCAGGCGGCACAGCAGCAGCUUCCACAAGGAAAUCAGGGACAGCAGAUGGCAGGAGGGCAAACGACCAUGCAAGCAGGGCAAAACGUGCAGCAGCAAUUUAUCGCUGGACAGCGAGGACCGUAUGGACAGCAGGCUUACAUGCAAGCUGGGCCUGUACGCCCGCAGGCACCUACAGGCCAGCAGACUCAGCAGCAGCCUAUGCAGAAUUUCUAUUCUCAGCAGCAGCAAUAUGCACUGCAGGGCUACCAACAACAAACAGCAGUCCAACAAGCCGGUGCUCAGGCUCAGUAUCAACCCGGUACUCAGGCAUCCUACGCUGCGGGGGCACAGAAUGCCUAUCAGUAUGGGCAGCAGCAGCAAGGUUACUAUCAGCAACAGCAAAUUCCCCAGCAACAGCAAGUCCCUCAUCAGCAGCAACAGGGACAAGUGGCAGCCACACCAGCGACUCCAGUAUCGACAGCAGCCUCGUCUCAAGCAGCGCAGGCGGGUUAUGGCGCACAAGUGACUACAGUGGCGACACCACAACAGCAGCAGCAGUAUGCCCAGGCCCAACAGUAUGGGCAGCAGCAGUACCCUCAGCAGGCAGCACAACAAUAUGCUGUUGCAGGACAGCCACAGCAGCAGCAACAGCCGGCUAUGCAAGCUGCUGGGCAAACUGCACAGGCGACUCAGCAAGUACAUCACCAGGCGACAGCUCAACAGCAGCAAUAUGCACAGUAUGGACAGCAGCAGGCGCAACAGCAGCAGCAGUAUGCUCAGUAUGGACAGCAGCAACAGCAAGCUUACGGGCAGCAAGUGCAGGCACAGGCAGCUAUAGUGCAGCCGCAGGCGUCUUCUAUGCAGCAAACCGGAGUAGCAGCUCAGCCGCAGGUCCAACAAGCUCAACUUCAGCAACAAACCCAGCAACAGCAGACAGCGCAGCAACAACAGUAUAGUCAGCAGUGGACUGAUUGGUACAACCAGCAGGCACAAGCACAGCAGGCGCAACAGCAGCAAGCAGCACAACAGCCUCAGCAGGCCGUUCAACAGCAGGUUCAAGGUCAGGCACAGGCUCAGCAAGCGCAGCAGCCUCAGCAACAGCAGGCACAACAACAGCAAGCAGGAGUUGCUCAGCAGGUCCAGCCUGCAGCUACGCAAGCUGUGGCUGCUGCGACUGCAGACACCGUACAACAGCAGUAUGCUGCUUAUUACCAACAACAGGCAGCAAUGACGACAGCGACUCCGAAGGCUACUGCAGCCACUCCUGUGGCUACUGCAGCAGUGGCGCAGACUCCUGAACAGCAAUGGGCUGCUUAUUAUGCGGCACAGGCUGCAGCUGCAGCAGCAACCCAGCAACCGGCUCAGGCCCAAGCAGCAGCUCAGAGCGUAGCAACAACAACGACGCCUGUGGCUGGUGCUGCAGCGGCAACGUCAGGGGCAGUUGCAGCAGCCGCCACCACGCAGACACUUGAGCAACAGUGGGCUGCAUACUAUGCUGCCCAGGCGGCUGCAGCGCAACAGACUCAGCAACAGCAGCAGACACAACAGCAGCAGCAGGCUGUGCAAGGGACACAGCAGCAGGCACAGGUGGCAGCAACGGCCGCUGCAUAUUCGCAGCAGGCUGGGUAUGUGCAACAACAGGGUUAUCCGGCACAAGGGGCGGCUGCAACUGUAUAUUAUCAGCAACAGACGGCUGCUACAGCUGAGGCUGGGCAGAAAAGGACUGUAGACCAGGCGUAUGCAACUCAGCAGCAACAACAGCAGGCAACUGCAAAUGCGUAUGCCUACCAGCAGCCACAGGCGCAACAGGCGCAGCCUGCACAAGCUGCUGCGCAGCCACAAGCAGCUGCAGCUAGUGCUGCAGUCUACGGCCAACAGCAAGCCUAUGAUUACAGCAAGCGACCAAGAUAUUGAGGUUGGAUUACGAAAUGGCAGGGUGUCAGAUUCUUUCCCCUGGCACAGGAUGGAGAUGAAGUCAUGUAUGCGAACAGAGUGAUGAGCGGGUAGAUCUCCCGGAAGAGUGUGGAUCUUUGUGGUGCAGUGGAUGUGUUGAUGCUGGAUCUUGCUGCGACUGGACGUAUGGUGAGGUGGUUGGCUGGCUCCCUGAAGCAAUGAAAGUGAGGUGAUGGAGCUGGCGUGCCAGACUAAUGAGGAUACUCCGUGGCUGGUAUGAGAAGGGCUCUUCUGGUCCCAUAUGCCUACACCAAGAGCGGCAUCAGUUUGAAAUUCAAAAGCGAAUAUUGCAAUGCCAGUUAUCACCUACCUAAAGCACAAAGCACAAGGGAAAGAUCAUCCAAAGGUCUUGGGGUUUGGGUAUCUGGGUGGAUGAUGAUGUGGGUUAUGCGUGUGUCGGCAUGCAAAAUCUCAGUAUAGCUGUCAUGAAGGUCCAAUCGGGCUUCAAAGUGGGUGCCAGGCCCUUGAAAUCAGGAAAGAAACCAGUCUCUAUUUUGACUUGUGGCUAGCCAAUCCCUGACCCAUCUGCGUGUAGGUUCUGUGGCCAAGUUGACAAAUGUGAUUUUUCUUGACAACGUCCGCUUGGGGUUGUCAGUGGACGGAAUAUCUGUAGUAGUACCAUUUUGCACUGAAGCGAAUUGCAAGGGAUAGAUGCGGGUUGGGGGGGGAGGCGAAGCGAGUGAUCAUUGAUGCCGGUUAUAUCUGUGUCAGUGAAAGGUAGCAGAGGGAUUGUUGUAUUGUAAGAGGUGCAGUCUUCUUUUUUUUCUUUUCUGCAGUUGUCAUGCUCCACUAGGGAAUCGGUCAGAUGAUUAUGAAGGGCCUGCCUGUUAUGCAGUGGUUACAUGUACUCUUUACUGGAAAUGUUGUAUGGCCCGCCUAUGUAUGCAACGGGCUGUGGGGUUCCCUUUUACGAAAGCGAAGUCAUGGGGCUCACACUGUUCUCGAGUUACGGAUUGCCAAUUCUUGCACAGUGAUUCACUGAGUGUGUAUACCUUGUUUGAGUAGCUUGGGGCAGAACAGAAGCCCACGCACAAUGUUUUAGCUAAAUGAAUAAUUGAACAAUGCUCGUCUGGACGAAGGGAUGUGUGUGAGCCUCGAGAUGGAAGUCUGUGUAAACAUUGACCUAAGUAUGUGGAAGAAAUGGACAACGGGCCAGCAGAAGUUGGGGGGGAGGGGGGGUCUUAUGCGUUCUGUCUUGUAUGGGAGGGCUUCAAAUACAUAUGCUCAGUUUUGUGGCUUAUUGCGUCCCCAAGUCCACAGUUCCUUCAUUAUUCCUGAACCUAGGAAGGUAUGAGACAUAACAGGUGAGGAAGAGCGUCCUCUUAGAGUGCUGUGGAACAAGAGUCCACAUUCUGCAGGGUCUUUUCUAUCGGGUUGGGCACCAGUUUUUCAUGAACCUUGGCUUCUUGAGAAUUUGUGAUUCUGCUGUUGAGUCCGUUUCCCAUGCAGGAGUCCCUGAAGUAGUGAAAAGAUGGGGUUGGGGAUUUGGAAGGCAGUUUGUGCGGUGUUGCGGACUGUCGCUAAGUCUUUUUUUCCAACAAAUGUGCUGGUUUAUG
Chara braunii is the source of this 6274-nucleotide messenger RNA. The record is from the annotation of a GenBank genome assembly. NCBI's taxonomy places the organism in Eukaryota, Viridiplantae, Streptophyta, Charophyceae, Charales, Characeae.